Messenger RNA from Pseudonaja textilis, 3115 nucleotides. RefSeq names its product complement C5a receptor 1 (gene C5AR1). Gene Ontology annotation, biological process: phospholipase C-activating G protein-coupled receptor signaling pathway; inflammatory response; positive regulation of cytosolic calcium ion concentration. Gene Ontology annotation, molecular function: complement component C5a receptor activity; G protein-coupled receptor activity. Lineage: Eukaryota; Metazoa; Chordata; Lepidosauria; Squamata; Elapidae. Gene Ontology annotation, cellular component: plasma membrane. The record is from RefSeq and is a predicted model, not a curated record.
GGCCAAUCCCCAAGAACUACUGCCCAAUUUCUCCCUUUUGUCAGACCUACAAAAUAUCCUCACUGUAGCUGUAGAACCCCUUCUCAUACGAAAGCAGGUUGGAUUUUGCCCUGAAAAAAGUUGCCCUGCAUAGAUCCUUAAUUUAACCCUGUAUAUUGAAGGUGGAUUCCAAAAGGGCAAUGCAGUCACAGAUCUCAUGGCUGCAUAUGAUACCAUUGAUCUUGGAACUCUGAAGCAAGAAGUUUAUGAUAUGACUAAAGAUUUUAAACUUACAAAUAUCGUUAGGAAUCUGCUUCAGAACCACAUUUUUGUGGAGUUCCGAGGAAGGUGAGGUAAAUGGAGGAAUCAAAGGAACAGCUUAUCACAGAGUUGUGUAUUGGCUCCCACUCUAAUAUUUACACCAAUGAUUGGUUGCUUUCUGUAGGUAAUAACAGCAAUAUGUAUGCUUGAGCAAUGACUCAAUGAGGAUAAACAUCUGAGAAGGUUCAACCAUGUUUUAACUGAGGCCCUUUUAGAGCUAGAGCGAUACUAGUUUGCUAACCACUUAAGACCAAACACAGUAAAAACUCAGGUAUGUGCCUUCUGUCUGCACAAUAAGCAGGCUGCUAGGAUGCCUGUUGUAUGGAAUGGGGUGUUAUUGGAGCAUUGCUACAGCCCUAAACAUUUAGGGAUCAUUCUAGAUAGGACCCUAACAUAUAGGCAGAUUGUGCUAACACUAAACUGAAGGUCAGUGGGUGAAAUAACAUCCUCGGAAAAUUAACAAGCUCCAUCUGGGUUGCCAAACUAGGGGUCCUUAAGACAACAGCUCUAGCUCUUUGCUACUCGGCAGGCAAAUAGCCCUGCCUGGUCUAAUAUAAAUCAGCACCUGUGAAAGUAGAUGUUGCUCUGAAUGAAGCUAGCAGAAUUAUUACCAGAUGCCUUAAACCUGCCCUUCUAGAUAAGACCUACCAUCUAGCCAGGAUUGCCCUGCCUGCUGUUUGCAGAGAAGCCGCAGCAAACAGAAAGAGACUCAGUCUUGAGACAGAGAACAUCAAUCUUGAGACAGACAACCCCCUCUCUAUGGCCUGCAACCAGUUCAGCUGAGACUAAGAUCUAGGAAAAGCUUCCUUAGGUCAGUGAAAGACUUCAAAGAAUUUAAAAGCAGUGAGGAUGGAUGGAAAGGUACAAGGAGCCAACACUUGAUAGAAGCAACGUAGAAGCUGACAUCUGGGUCUGGUAAAAGUGGAAAAGAUGGAACUUGUUCAUUAACAGACUGUGCACAGGUACAAGAAGAGCCAGAGGCACUCUGAACAAAGGGGGGGUAUCUGGUGGCUUCUGCCUUUGUGGAUUGUGGUAACAUGCAGACAACAACACAUAUGUACUGUGUACCUGUCCUUUGUACCCUCAGUGCACACUUGAGGACCUCAUGGCAGUGCGACAAUACAAUGUUGCUAGUUUCAGGGCAGGAUCUGUUUAACUUGUACAUACUUUAAUCUUUUAUUUUGUAUUUUAAAUUUUAUGUCGCAUAUUGUGCAUUAUCUUCAUUGUGAUGCUUCUGACAUGAAUAAGCAAACAGGCCUGCCUGAAGCAAAUCUAAGCAGAGAUGGAUUGGUUCGAGCCAGACACUUCUCCCUCUGCAGAAAGCCAUAACUUGAUGCAAGAAACAUCGCAGGAUGCUUUGGGCAGAGUGCUGGGAGAGAAUGAGUAUAGUAAUGAUUCAGAGAUGUGUUCCAGCAGGGUGAGAUGCUAUACAUAUAGUGGUAGUGUCCAAGCCCCUCCUUGCAAAAUUGCCAUCUUGUCAUCUCAAGCAGAGGCUUCACAGCAACAACUUGUUUUCCACCAACUCCCCACCACUUGGAGAUGGAUUACCCUAUGGAAGGUCUUCCAAACAUUUCUGACUAUGAUUAUUCAAACUUCACCGAGGUACCUCCCAGUGUAGAGGGAAGCUUGAGUCUCAUCAUCCUGCUGGCCCUUGUCCUCUAUGCCCUGGUGUUUCUAGUGGGCACACUGGGCAAUGGGGCUGUCAUCUGGGUGGUGGGGUUCCAGAUGCAGCGCACAGUGAGCUCAGUCUGGUUCCUUAACCUCUCGGUAGCAGAUCUUCUCUGCUGCCUGUCUCUGCCUGUUCUGGCUGUGUCCCUCGGCUCCGAUAAUCAUUGGAUGCUGGGAGAUUUUGCCUGCAAACUCUUGCCCUCUAUUGUCAUCCUCAACAUGUUUGCCAGCAUCCUGCUGCUGGCCCUGAUCAGCAUGGAUCGAUGUGCCCUUGUGGUGAAGCCUGUCUGGUGCCAGAAUCACCGUUCAACCCGCUUAGCCUGGAAACUGUGUGGUGCAGCCUGGGCUUUUGCCACCUUCCUCACUCUGCCCUCCUUUGUAACCAGAAGAACACAAUACCACGAGUUUCAUCACCUGACGCUCUGUGUGGUCGACUAUGGCCUCUUUGGUAUAAAUCACCAAAUUGCUGAGGUCUCUGUGGCCACCAUACGCUUCCUCACUGGCUUCCUGGUCCCUUUGGUAGCCCUCAGCCUCUUCUACGGGCUGCUGGUUCUGCGUGUGCGCAGUAGUCACUUCACACGCUCCAAUAAGACUCUGAAAAUGGUUGUGGUGGUUGUGGUGGUCUUUUUUGUCUGCUGGGCUCCUUAUCACAUGAUUGGCCUGAUUCUGGCCAGUAAGAGUCAUACCAGUCCCCUCUUCCAUUCCCUGAACCAGCUGGACCCUCUGACUGUGGCUCUCGCCUACACCAACAGCUGCAUCAACCCCAUCAUCUAUGUCAUUGCAGGCCAAGACUUCAAGGCUAAAAUCCUGCGCUCGCUGAGUGCUGUGUUGCGCAAUGUCCUGAAUGAGGAACUGUCAACAGCCCCCUCCCAGAGAGCCACAGAGGAUCAGAGCAUAAACACAACCUUGUAAGCCCUUCCCAAGCAAGCCCUUUGUGUUUCUAGCUAUACGCCUGCUCCCCUCCGGCUGGAAACGUGUUUACAGCAGCUCUCUCUGGCCAUUCUGUACUAGUUUUGCUAUGAUGCAGUAAUUGUAGCUGACUCUCGGAUCACUGCUUCCCCCUUAUUCUGUGAUAAAAAGAAAUAGGUGGACAGAAAUGUACCUAAACUUUCAUGAAUUGUUUCAGUAUGUCUGUGUAUGUGUGUAC